AUGGUGGUAGUCACUCUUCACCAGCGAUCGGUCGUCAUGUCAGAAUCAGCAGACCAGCAGAACGCUCCAGUGCAAGUACAGCAGGAUACUCGGUGUCCUUCGUCGGAUACAAGAAGCAAGGAAACCAAAACGUGUUCGUCUUGUGAACAGCCAAUCAGUAGGGCCAACCCUGGAUUAAUUGCACUUAACAAGAAUUUCCACCGUACCUGUUUCAAAUGCAAGGGCUGCGACAAAGCCAUCGAUUCGACAUUCUUCGUAGUUGAUACACAACCGACGUGUCAGGACUGCUACCAG
Ostertagia ostertagi is the source of this 294-nucleotide messenger RNA. NCBI's taxonomy places the organism in Eukaryota, Metazoa, Nematoda, Chromadorea, Rhabditida, Trichostrongylidae. The record is from the annotation of a GenBank genome assembly.